Messenger RNA from Achroia grisella, 542 nucleotides. RefSeq lists its product as uncharacterized. Lineage: Eukaryota; Metazoa; Arthropoda; Insecta; Lepidoptera; Pyralidae. The record is from RefSeq and is a predicted model, not a curated record. The transcript is spliced from 2 exons. The coding region runs from base 37 to 405 and encodes 122 amino acids.
UGUAAAACGAUACGAACGACUUACGAGAUCUCAACAAUGUACUCCAAAGUUCUUAUUGCACUUUGCGUCUUGGUGGCAGUGGCUACAGCAGUUCCAGCUCAGCCUGGAGGUGCUUGGGGUGGAUGGGGCGGCUGGGGAGCUCCCGGUGCCGGACCAGCUGGUGGUGUAAACCCUUGGCUACCACCUUGGCUAGCGGGCGCACCCUGGAUACCCCAAUGGACGAUAUGCUCCGGUGUCGGUGCGUCCUGCUUAGACUGUACCACGAAAUUGGUCUGCACAAAGAUUGGAGGACUCCAGCGCGCUUGCACUGACCCUGCUCUGCCUUACUGCAACCUGGGCCAAUGUUCCGCCACUCCUACUGCCGAAUGUGCUCCAGCAACCACUGAAGCCAUUGUUCCUCUUUAAAUAUAUGUAACUGAAUAGACAUUAUCUGCAUGCCAAUUCAUAUUGAUAUUCCAAAUGAGUUCCAGUGGAAUAUCGUAGGAUGAAAACUUGGUAAUAAUCAUAUUCGGUAUAUAACAACUUGCAAAGAUCUUGUGCCG